Molecule: messenger RNA, 8013 nt
Organism: Schistocerca gregaria
Lineage: Eukaryota; Metazoa; Arthropoda; Insecta; Orthoptera; Acrididae
Gene: amon
Product: neuroendocrine convertase 2
Exons: 13
Coding region: 11-1912 (633 amino acids)
Biological process (GO): protein processing
Cellular component (GO): trans-Golgi network; Golgi membrane
Molecular function (GO): serine-type endopeptidase activity
Source: RefSeq, a predicted model, not a curated record
UGUGACAGACAUGCUGGGGGCGGCGAGCGCACUGCAGCUGAUGGUGGCGCUGGCCACGGCCGCGGCCGCGGCCGGCGCGCCGCGCGAUGUCUUCACCAACUCGUUCCUGGUGCGGCUGCGGGGCGCGCCGGGCACCGCCGGCGCCGACCAGGUGGCGGCGCGCACCGGCUUCCUCAACCUGGGGCCGGUGCUGGGGUCGGACCGGGAGUUCCAUUUCGUGCACCGCGCGCUGCCGCACGCCCGCAGCAAGCGAAGCGUUCCGCACGUCCGCCGCCUCAAGGUGGACCCCCUGGUGGAGGCGGCGGUGCAGCAGACGGGCUUCCGGCGCGUGAAGCGCGGCUACAAGCCGCUGCGCGUGGAGAACCUGGUGAAGAACAUGCGGCCGCAGCGCGACCCGGCCGACCCCUACUUCCCCUUCCAGUGGUACCUCAAGAACACCGGCCAGAACGGCGGCAAGGCCAAGCUCGAUCUCAACGUCGAGGCCGCCUGGGCUCAGGGCGUCACCGGCAAGAACGUCACCACCGCCAUCAUGGACGACGGUGUGGACUAUAUGCAUCCAGAUCUCAAACAUAAUUACAACGCUCGCGCCAGUUACGACUUCAGCAGCAACGACCCCUACCCCUACCCGCGGUACACGGACGACUGGUUUAACAGUCACGGGACCCGUUGCGCUGGUGAGGUGGCAGCUGCCAGGGACAAUGGGGUCUGCGGUGUGGGCGUGGCCUAUGACUCCAAGAUAGCAGGUAUCCGCAUGCUGGACCAGCCCUACAUGACGGACCUGAUUGAGGCCAACUCGAUGGGCCACGAGCCGAAUCUGAUCGACAUCUACAGCGCCUCCUGGGGGCCCACGGACGACGGCAAGACGGUGGACGGGCCGCGAAACGCCACCAUGCGAGCCAUCGUCCGGGGCGUCAACGAGGGCCGGAACGGCCUGGGCAACAUCUACGUGUGGGCGAGCGGCGACGGCGGCGAGGACGACGACUGCAACUGCGACGGGUACGCCGCCAGCAUGUGGACCGUGUCCAUCAACAGCGCCAUCAACGACGGCCAGAACGCGCACUACGACGAGAGCUGCUCCUCCACGCUGGCCUCCACCUUCAGCAACGGCGCCAAGGACCCCAACACCGGAGUCGCGACGACGGACCUCUACGGGAAAUGCACGACGACGCACUCUGGCACGUCAGCGGCCGCUCCGGAAGCGGCAGGCGUCUUCGCGCUGGCGCUGGAGGCCAACCCGCAGCUGACGUGGCGGGACAUCCAGCACCUGACGGUGCUCACGUCGAAGCGCAACUCGCUGUUCGACGCGAAGCGGCGCUUCCACUGGACGAUGAACGGCGUGGGCCUCGAGUUCAACCACCUGUUCGGCUUCGGCGUGCUGGACGCUGGCGCCAUGGUGGCGCUGGCCAAGCAGUGGCGCACCGUGCCCGCCAGGUUCCACUGCGAGGGCGGGGCCGUCAACGAAGCGCACGAGAUCCCGUCGCGCGGCCCACUGGUGCUGAAGAUCUCGACGGACGCGUGCCGCGGCACCGACACGCAGGUGGACUACCUGGAGCAUGUGCAGGCCGUCAUCACGCUGAACGCGUCGCGCCGCGGGGACCUGGAGCUCUUCCUCACCUCGCCCAUGGGAACCAGAUCGAUGAUCUUGAGCAGGCGUGUUAAUGAUGAUGAUCAUCGCGAUGGGUUCACCAAAUGGCCAUUCAUGACAACUCACACAUGGGGAGAGUAUCCACAGGGCACAUGGACAUUAGAGGUUGGCUUCAAUUCACCAAUACCACAAACAGGUUUCCUAAAAGAAUGGACUCUGAUGCUGCAUGGCACACGUGAUCCACCAUACAGUGAGCUACCUGUCACCGAUCCACACUCCAAGCUAGCCAUUGUGAAGAAGGCCCAUGAAGAGCGCAGCAAGUUGUAGGAUUGUCCAAAAGCUGUGACCUUAUAACAUAAUAGCAGUAGACAUGGUAUGCCACUUUGAUGCGAUGGCUAAUUACACUAAACCCACUAAUACAUAGUUCUCUGGCAUCAAACACAACAACAUUCUGAGAUGUUUGAAGUAACUUCCUUUCCUCUGUAAAAUUAUUUGGUUUGACAAGUAAGUCACAAGACUUCUUAAUUUAUAUCUUUCAUAACAUACAAUCAAGCCCCAAAGUUCCUACCAUGUCUCACACCCUUAUAGAGAAGAUUCCUGGAAAUACUUAUAAAAAUUCUUCAUCCAUAAUUUUCUUCUGAGCUCUGCUGUGUUGGUACCAAUAUUAUUUGGGUAAUGUUGGUGUUCAACAAUAUGCAAAACUUUUACUUACUAUAUUGUGCAGGUUUUCAUAUUUUAACUGAAUGCAACACAGCAGCUGCAAUUCCUUUUCUAAAAGCAAAGAAGAAAAAGCUUCUUCUGUACACCUACCUUCAUGUAGACAAAAUGAAUUUGAGGUAGAGAGUGCAAACCAAUAUGGAAAUUAAUAGACUUUCAUAUCUUACCUACAAAUUACAGAUCUGCAUCAAACUUAUUCACCAAUAGUGUAGAACGUAUAACAGAGUAACAUGGCAAGAAAAGAUCAUUUAUCACAUUACAUCAGUAGUUGCCUGAAUAAAAUUAUGGGGAAAAUGGUGAAUACGAGAGUCAAAUAUUCAAUUUAGAAAGAUUGGAUCUGAGAAUGAAGACAAUGAUUGUAUUACAUAAAAAUGAAAGGUUACUUUUCCCCUUGAUAAAUAGUCAAGAAUUUUGAACACAGUAGGCCUUAAGGCUUCUGAACUAUUUAUGAAAAUGUUUUGAAGUCACUAUGAAAGCAAAUGUAUCAAAUCAAAGUCAGGGAGAAAAAAAUUGGAAAUUUGGGGAUCACUCUUAAAUGAAAAAUAUCAUUUCAUGUUUAUUAAUUAAGUUAGUAAGAGAAAUAUUCCUAGUACAAGGGAAAAAAUUUUGAGCUGUUGACAAAAUAUGCUGUAAUACUGAUGUUCUAAUGGUUUUCUCAAUUAUCAGUACUAAUAGAGUUAUUUCAGAAUAUCAAAUAAACUAUUACUUCAAUUAGUUCAUUUAUUAUGCAAAGUUCAUUUUUUCUCCAAGUCUUUAUAUGAUGACUAAGUAUGUUCCAAAAAUUUACAGUUUUAAAUUAUUUUUUAUCAGACUGAAUAUUUUACAUGUUACUGUUUUCCACAUGCAGUGAAUAAAUUAUAUCACUAGCACCAUAUGCAUACACAAAGUCUGAAGAAAUAAUAUGCAACAAAUAUAAUCACUCCCUUGGUAAGUGGUUGAUUAACAGGGUACUCACUGUUACACAAUCUCAGCUGGUAUGCCUACCGUUUGUUUGACAGCUUUUCCCUACCAUGUCUGAGAAAUGUCAGUCUGCCAGUGCACAAAAGGUUUUGUCCAUCAAAAUGUGUUUUCUGUAAUUCAUUAUUUUAAAAUAUUUCAGACUAUUUUCUUCAAAUCUGUAAUUUCAAUGAAAAACUUAAGCUUAGAUAUGCAGCUAUGACUAAAAUUAAAAUUCUUCACAUUACCAUAAAUGCCUCUGAGUAGGAUUUCAUACUUAUUUGCACUCUUUACCUCUGAUACCCCUCUUUUAUUUAAAAAAGACACUGUAGAAAUAAAUAGCAGUAAUUAGUACCUUAUUUUGAGAGCAAUCAAGCUGUUGGACAAGAUUGGUGAGCAUUAAAAUGAGUAUCAUUUUUACAUACUUUUUACUUUCCAAAAUCAUUGCAGAGUACUGAACUCUGUGUGAAAGUAUUAAAUGUUUAUUUUGUGAUACAUACAGUUUAUGCAUUACUGUACCUGCUGUUAUUUAUUUAUUUUUCCUCAGAGACUGUUUCUUGUAAAAUGAAUUAUUGUAUCUGGUAGAUUGUUGUUAAUAUCAAAGUGGAGGUUAAAUUCUAUUUUUAUAAUUUUAUUCUUUUGUUAGUGAAUUGUUAUCUGGAGCACAAAUGUUUCAUUCUGCAAAUAAAAACAAACAGUAUCUCUACAAAUGAGAAUCAAACUUACUGUUUAAGACAAAUAUCACUACAACAGUUUUCUUCUUUCUUUACCUGUUCUAAGAAUAAAUUUAUGAACAGUUCAGUCAUUCCCUGUACAAUAAUAUUAGCAUGAAAGAGCACUGUAUACAGCAUACGUGGGCGAUGAAAUCCUAAAUAGUAGUUCUUAAUAUGCUUCAUGCAGUAACACUCUCUGUGAAAACAGAUCUCUCUGAGUUUCAUAAUCAGAUGUCAUUGUGGCUGAACUGUCAAAAGUACAAAUAAAUGUCAAGCUCUAGGAAGCCUGAUGUUAUCUACUUUUAUGCUAAAUUAUUGCUUCUCUUCCAUUCAUAACUAUAAGUAUAAAUUUCUUCUGUCAAUGUGUGAUGACUCAGCUUCUGGAAUAAUAUAACCACUUUGACACUUCCCUCUGUAAAGAAUUUUCCUGUAACUGUUCAACAGAAUGUGUUUGAUUAGCUGAUCUAUGUUAUCAAUCUGACGUAAAUAUUAUUAGAGUGAAAAUUUCCUUUUAUUUCUGUACAAAUAAAAAUAAAUUAUGUUCCUUCCAAACAAUCCAGAUAUUAUUUCCCCUUUUUAAGGUCUCAUACCAAAUAUAAUUUUAUAAUGAAGUUCAUAGUACAUAUAUUUCCACAUGUAAAAAGAAACAAUUUUUACAAUAAAUGAAAAUUGGCAACUACUUUUUUCACUCAAAACCAAGAACAAUUUGUCAGUGCAGUGCAUCAUGGAAACCUUUCCUUUUCUUUAUAACAGAUUAAUGUUGACACUGUUGAUGUUAUUCCUCUCUUUUUAACAGCUGAAUCUCAGAGUUCUUGAUUUCAUGUUGACCAAAUAACCAAAUGGCCUUCAUAUUACAAUCAGUUAACCAACUGAAGCAUCCUUAACUAGUAAUAUGAGGGGCCUAACUGGACCAGCUAUUCAAUUGCUUAGCUGAAUUAUCUUCUAUGCCUACAUGAGACUAUGAAUGGUGAAAAGUCUUGCUACAAAAAAUGCUUAUUGCUGAACCAACUUCCAGCAAAUGGCAUUCUUCUGUCCCUUCCCCUUUCAUAUUCCCCUCCCCCUCCCUCUUCCUCUCUCUCUCUCUCUCUCUCUCUCUCUCUCUCUCUCUCUCUCUCUCUCUCUCUCUCUAUCUCUAUCUCUAUCUAUCUAUCUAUCUAUCUAUCUAUCUAUCUAUCUAUCUGUCUACCUAUCUGUCUGUGUAAUCAUACCUGUCUCAUUCUCUCUCCUGAUGUUAUCAUAUAACUGUGUGAGUGAAAGUUUGAAAAUGUUGUGGAGAAACUGGAGUAGAAUACCAUUUUCCAUUCUUCUCUUGUCCCACAUUGUGCAUAAUUUUCCAUGAUCUUAUCUUAUUCAUGUUUCUUGCCUUCCAUGUGCUCAGAUUAGCCCAGUGCUUGCACAAAAUGAACUGAAUCACCAGAAGUAAUAUGAAUGGAAGUUCAGCAGCUCACAAUAACCCUUUUCUUUUUGCAUGUUUCUUUAUUCUUAUUUAGCAUCUUAAUCAUGACUGAUGAUCUGAGUUGUUGCUUUCAUACCCUCUAUAAUGUUCCGUUCUCCACGAUUACAAUUAAAAUGUGAUUAGAUUUAUGGAACAAAGCUGUUUCUUUUAUGGAAACAAACACAUUACAGAAAACAUACUCAGAAAGUUAAAAGUAAUUAACAGUCUGUCACUUCCAGAUUAGAUAUUUCAUAUUGAAAUUUUGGAAAAUUUAAGUCAUUUUUGAGACUGUUUACUGCAGAAAUUUUGGUGUAUAACUAUAAUAAAAGUGAAUUAAUUGUAAAGCUAAAGUAACUGUUCAUAUCAACAAAGUCUCCAUUAUUACAAAUAUUUUUAAUUUACAAUUUACAUCCAUACUCAGAUUACCUAAAAAUCAGUUCACAUAAAUGUCAAAAAAAGGGGAAGAAGAAAAUAGCUUAAUUUUUGUGAAAUGAAAUUGACAUAAACAAUUUGGAAAUGUAUCAGACUAAGAAGCUCCAUACUCCAUGCAAGAAGCUAUUUUGAAAUGAAUUUGUGACACUAGUUUUCCUUUUGCUACAAGUAUGAUCUUAUAUCCAAACAUAUUCUCUGCACAACAUCAAGAUGUAAAUGGGAUAUUCACUAUUUUUAAAUGUCUCCAGUAACACUACUUUCAAUAUUUUCUCAUAAUAGUUAUAAAUAUUGCUUGCAUAAUAUUGAGAAGCACUUUGUUUCUUGUUUUUCUGUUCCUCUAUAUCAUAAAUUAAAUGCUCCAAAUUCUCAGAAGCAUUCUAUGAUCUGAACGAGUGGGCAGAUUCAAGAAAGCAUUUUUACUGUUGAUUGGUGGUACAGAACAGUAGCUUUAUUUUCUUUUGGCACAGUUUUUUGUGUAUUUUUGUUUAUGUUCUACAGUUUCUACCUUCCUGUAAUUGCAUCAGACUUUUGCUGUGGUAUUUUACUCUCUCUCUCUCUCUCUCUCUCUCUCUCUCUCUCUCUCUCUCUGUCUCUUUCUCCCUCCCUCCCUCCCACUCUCUCUGUGUGGUGCAUGUGUGUUUCCAUGCUGCAUCAUUAUAUUAAUAUAAAUGUUAUUAUUACAGUUGGCAUACCUAUUGUUAUUGUCAGUGAAACGCACUCAGUACCAAACAUUAUUAUUCAUAUCAAUAUUAUUAUUAUUAUUAAUUAUAUAUAUUCAUCUCAAUUGAUACUAAUCUACUUGCAUUUGUAUUAGUAUAUUGUGUGAUGUUCAGCACUGACACUAGCACAAAUGUUGACAUUGUACAAACUAAGUGUGGGAUAUUCUGUUUAACAGUACAGUAGUGAAAUAAUUACUACAGUGAUGGUUUUUAUGAAGUCACAAUGUAAAUAAUAUAACUGCCAUAUAUUAUUAUACUGAAAGAAAGAUUUUAUUUCUCUGUAUCACUUUUAUUUAUCAUUAUUUACAGAAAGUAGUCUACAAUAUCAAAAUUCGUAAAACAAUAUGAGAAAAAUUAAAAGGAACUAAUACAGGUGUGACUUUUUAUCUCCAUGGAACAGCAGUGUUCAUUAACUUUACCAAUUUAUAGAUACCCAUAUAUCAAAAUAGGAAAGGCAUUUCUCUUUGCUUGAGAGCCUCUUUUUUUUUCUUUUCUGCCCAUAAACAAAGUCUGUUAAUACUUGGUACAUAAAUUACAAACAAACUGUAAUGUAAACAGAGGGGGUGUCACAGUUUAUGUAUUUUGUAUAUUACAUUUUGAAUUUCUUCUUCUUUCAAGUAUACUGUACUGACUCUAUGUAAUAAAUUACUAGUGAGACAUGACUGCAUAGGGAGAUCAGUAUUGUUAACAUCCAGUUGCAGUUUUACAGUGCUGUUUACAAGGAAUGGAAUACUGUUUUUAUUGAAGGUCUGAGAAAACACAUCAUGUGUGUAUAUAUAUGUAGGUAGAAAUGUUUAUAGUGUGUAAGAAAAAUGUAUUACAUAAACAAAUCCAUCUCUUCCUCUUUAAUACUGUAGUGCCAGUCAACUGAAAAAUAGCUUGUCUUAAGAUAGUGCGUUCUUCUUCACUAAAGUAGGUUUCAGACUGGUGAAAACAAAGUCUAUUUACAGCUGUUAGUGCUUGAAGUAAUAAAGUAGGGAUAUUCUGUACUAAUGACAUAAUUGUAUAGGCAGAUUUUCAGCAAAAUGUGUCAGUACAGCUUAGAGGGACCAGAGAUAUAUUUAAAUACAUUCCCUAUUUGUCUACCUACAACAUAUUAAACAGCACUGAUGUAACUGACUGUCAUAUUUCAUCAUUAUAACACCAAGUGGUGUUACAUAAAUAUUUUAUGGUGUUUACAGUUCUUUUAAAAUAUAUACCAGCACAGUGACAGAAUGAGUAAUUAUUGUUUAUUUUAUGUGCAUUCCAUUUAUUUUUAUUUUUAACUGCAAAUAACAAACCACAAAAUAUGUCAUAUUCUCUUAUAAGCACACGUUCAAACGAAAAUGUGGGAGCAAGAUAUUGGAAAGUGACAAAUGAAGCAUACUCUCAUUCAGAAAAUAUUUUAUUGUAAUUUUAUGUAAUAUCAUAGACAGACAUGUAAAGUAUAUGCUUACUGUAAUGGCAAAAGGAAAUAAAAUAUGGUUCAUUUCUUAA